Messenger RNA from Macroventuria anomochaeta, 2512 nucleotides. RefSeq names its product acetolactate synthase. The transcript is spliced from 3 exons. Bases 120 to 2201 code for a protein of 693 amino acids. Gene Ontology annotation, cellular component: mitochondrion; acetolactate synthase complex. NCBI's taxonomy places the organism in Eukaryota, Fungi, Ascomycota, Dothideomycetes, Pleosporales, Didymellaceae. Gene Ontology annotation, molecular function: thiamine pyrophosphate binding; acetolactate synthase activity; magnesium ion binding. The record is from RefSeq and is a predicted model, not a curated record. Gene Ontology annotation, biological process: L-valine biosynthetic process.
UCAAGCAGCAGACUUGCAGAGGCUCCCUCCUCCCUCAUUCACGCCUCGAGCAACCUCAAUCGCACCUUCCACCCUCGCGAUUGCAGUACACAGUCCUGCCCGGACGCGUCUUCCCCGCCAUGCAGCAAUCACGGACCCGCGCCAUCGCGGCCAUCAAGGGCACACGCACUUUUUCCACUUCGGCUGUGCGAGCACAGUCAUCGCCAUUGACCCGACCAGCCCAAGCAGCCGCCACAAAAGUCGUCAAGGAGGAUGUCAGAACACAGAGCACUGCCGCCGCCGCCGCCGCCGCCGCCUCGCAGACACAGUCGCGCGCCCGCCCAGCGCCGGCCUUCAACCGCGAGGACUAUGGCAGCGUGCAGCCUCUGAAGCCCUACCGUGCGCCUGAGAUGGACCACUCGUUCGUCGGCAUGACUGGUGGCCAGAUCUUCCACGAGAUGAUGCUGCGCCAGGGCGUCAAGCACAUCUUUGGUUACCCUGGAGGCGCCAUUCUCCCCGUCUUCGAUGCCAUCUACCAGUCCCCUCACUUCGACUUCAUCCUCCCACGGCACGAGCAGGGCGCUGGCCACAUGGCCGAGGGUUACGCCCGCGCCAGCGGCAAGCCUGGCGUCGUGCUUGUUACCUCGGGCCCCGGUGCCACCAACGUCGUCACUCCCAUGCAGGACGCCCUCAUGGACGGAACACCCAUGGUCGUUUUCUCCGGACAGGUCGUCACCAACAUGAUCGGAUCCGAUGCUUUCCAGGAGGCCGACACCGUCGGCAUCACACGAGCAUGCACAAAGUGGAACGUCAUGGUCAAGAACAUCGCCGAGCUGCCCAAGAGGAUCAACGAGGCUUUCGAAAUCGCUACCAGCGGUCGUCCUGGACCCGUGCUUGUCGAUCUGCCCAAGGAUGUCACCGGCGGCACCCUCAACCGCCCUAUCCCCAUCUCCAGCACCCUCCCUCCUUCCACCAGCGCCGCGACUCUGGCCGCAAGGGAGGUCUCCAAGAAGCAGCUCGAGGCUUCGAUCAAGAGAGCUGCCGACCUGAUCAACAUCGCCAAGAAGCCUGUCAUCUACGCUGGACAGGGUAUCCUCCAGACACCUAAUGGGCCCGAGCUCCUGAAGGAGCUCGCGGACAAGGCCAACAUCCCCGUUACUACCACCCUCCAAGGCCUCGGUGGCUUCGAUGAGCUCGAUCCCAAGUCUCUGCACAUGCUCGGUAUGCACGGCUCCGCAUACGCCAACAUGGCCAUGCAGGAAGCCGAUUUGAUCCUUGCUCUCGGUGCCCGUUUCGACGACCGUAUCACCGGAGCUGUGGCCAAGUUCGCGCCGGCUGCCAAGGCCGCCGCAGCGGAAGGCCGUGGUGGCAUCGUCCACUUCGAGAUCAUGCCCAAGAAUAUCAACAAGGUCAUCCAGGCCACCGAAGCUGUUGCGGGCGACGUUGGUGCCAGUCUGACCCAGAUGCUGCCCCUCGUCAACAUCGUCAAGGACAGGCCGGAGUGGUUUGCUCAGAUCGCCGACUGGAAGAAGCGCUUCCCCUGGGCCUAUGAGAAGGAGGGCGAGAACGGCUUGAUCAAGCCCCAGACCGUCAUCGAGACACUCUCCAACUUGACUGCACACAUGAAGGACAAGACCAUCAUCACAACCGGUGUUGGACAGCAUCAAAUGUGGGCUGCACAGCACUUCAGGUGGACACACCCGCGCACCAUGAUCACAUCCGGAGGUCUUGGUACCAUGGGCUACGGUCUGCCCGCGGCUAUUGGUGCCAAGGUUGCCCGACCAGACUGCCUGGUCAUCGACAUUGACGGUGACUCGUCUUUCAGCAUGACCCUGACUGAGCUGUCGACUGCUGCUGAGUUCAACAUUGGCUGCAAGGUCAUCGUCCUGAACAACGAGGAGCAGGGCAUGGUCACACAAUGGCAGACCCUCUUCUUCGAGGACCGCUUCUCGCACACACAUCAGAAGAACGCCGACUUCGUCAAGCUCGGUGACGCUAUGGGCGUCCAGGCCAAGCGCGUCAUCAAGCCUGACGAGCUCGAGGGAGCUUUGAAGUGGCUGAUCGAGUCCGACGGCCCGGCUUUGCUCGAGGUUGUCACCGACCAGAAGGUUCCUGUCCUGCCCAUGGUACCCACAGGAAGUGCUCUGCACGAAUUCCUGGUGUACGACGAAGAGGUACAAAAGAAGCGCAGAGCGCAGACCAAGGAUAGAUCGGGUCGCUAAACCCUUAGCGCCCUUUUCUUUCCUUUACUUGUACAUUGCCUUCUAUGUAAAUUCUUGGGUCAGAGCCGGCGUUUUCUUUCCAUCUUUAUCAUUGGCGGGGCGAUCGUUAGGAAAAAGUCAUGUUCAAUGCAAAAAGUAAGAUAUCAGUCUACGUAUGCGCGGAAUAUGAGGGGGAUUACACAUUACGCGCGAGGUUAUUGGGUGUGAACAGAUUGCAUGAUAGUCGGUUGGUUGGGUUGCAUGAGAGAGAUAGAUAGUCGUGGCUGAGGACAUGGUGAUCCAUGGAUGAAUACAAAGCCGUUCUAAUGGUU